AUGGGAGAUCAUGGCAGCUCUCCAACAUGCCUAUCAGCAGAGCCUCAUGGCCCAGCUGAAGGGAGCCACGGAACCAUUCGAGAUCACGCUGCUCACUAUUUUGGUUGCAUCGAGAUCGCUGAUCGAGUCAACUAUCUGAGCCAAGAGAAGAACUCGGAUCUCUGGGAUCACGAGAUCCAAAUCGAGGCUGAGAGGUUGCAGCAACGAAAGCCUACCAUCAGUGAGGACGAACGGCUAAAGACUGCGAAAGAAAAGGUUGAAGCUAGAAUCAAGAGUCUCGCUGUGAGCAUUGAAGCGCAAUACAAGCGAACGGACAUCCUUCGGAAAGCACUCUCGGAGGUGAGAUGUCCUCAAUGCAAAGAUGAACCUCUAAACAAAGACAUAGAGGACUCGGCGAAUCAACACCCUCAGUGCGAUCUGGUUCAUCUUGUAUCUCACAGUCACGAGGAAUGGAAGAAUUCGGACAGUUACAAGAAGGGUAUCGAGAUCAUCCAAGACUGGAAACGACACAAAACAUUAUCGGCACAGAGUAGCGAUGUUGAGGACGAGCAUCUCACAAAUAGUCCGAGUUUAUCGAGCAAUGACCAGCCUAGAAUGGCACCUGAGAGGGAAGAGGCUCGCAAGAUCAUCCGGGACGGCCAUACCGAUGUCGAUUAUGCCUUUGAAGAAGAUGAAGACACGCCUUCGUACGAGCUGGAACGAGAUAUGAACGGGUACCUCAUUCAGUGGAAGAUUUUGAAACCUGGAGAGUCACUCAAGAAGCUCGACUCGCACACGCCAAUCAACAUCUCCCCAACGUCGGUCAAUUUCACCCUUCCCUCACAGCUCCCAUCUCUUCCCCCUUCUCCUCGGCGAGCUCCUCGACCUCGGGCAGCUAGAGCGCCGAGUGAAGCUACAGUUCAAUUCGAAGCUACAGACCACAAGCCAAAGGAACGUCCGACCGGACCCAGUCGCUUGCGCUCUGGGACACUGCAAUCCGCCUCCUAUCUCGAGCCUUACACAGAACAGGAGAGAUAUCUGGAGCCGUUGACCGAAAACCUCACCGAUUACCGUUUCAAAGGGAAGUUUCCUGAUCAGAGACUGACGUUACAGAACCUUCUCGAUCCUGCACCGGAAAGGCCAGAGCCUCAGGACGUAAUCCUAUCUCGAGAUCGUCCAAACAAAGAUGGAAGAGUGCGGUACUUCCAUAUACCGCAUAACAACAUGCAGUGGCUAGAGGAAGCCAUCGCACGUUACUUCAACGAGGAGUGUCCACCGGCCGACGGGAUUCACCGAAACCCGUUGAAAACGCACAGCCGUAUGGUCUUACGUCCUGAAUAUUGGAGAGGUCAACAGCAUGGCGGCAGGCGCACAUUGGUACAUGCUAGACACAUGCGUGCUAUUUGCGAGCGUAUUUCGUCGAGGAUUUGGGAGGUGGAAGACAACCCUGAUAACCUUGUGCUGUUUAUGCCCUACUUGCACUGGGAGGAAGAUCGUAAGCGCGACAAGAUGGCUAAAAUAAUUGACAAGGAAUCGGAGAGAAAUCGAGAAGAACAUGAGAAGCAGCGCAAUAUCUCAAGGGCCGAGAGAGUACAGAAACGUACUUACAAGCCAACCACUACCAAUGACAAGCAAGUACGAAACUUGCUCGAGCCCGACCUUUGUCGUAUCAAGCACCACGACAAAGUUUCUCCGAUUCAUAAAGCAAGCAUCCUCAAAGCUUGGGAGAAGAAUGCACGCGGAAAACCUAACGGCAAGCAUGAGAUGGUCGACGUUGCUAGUGGAUUAGCAACGGGCGGCCUUGUUGAACAUGAAUACGGCAGUGAUGGCCACAACUCAUGGUCUGUUCCCAAGCUGAAAUGCUCCGAUCAUGGGAGGUUGCAUAUUGAGAACAAGCUGGGGCAGUUUCUUUUGGAUUCCGCAAGACUAUAUGAGGCAAUGUCCAUGUAUAGAGAUCAGUGUCUCGUUGAGAAGUACCUUCACCACGAUCCACCUCUACAUCCCCGACGUACCCUUGACCAGUCUUACUACUGGACUCUAAAGACAACAAAAGCGAGAGACAGAGACCAAGUUGUUUAUCGCGGCACAACCAUGGAUGAGAGGAACAUCCAUAGAUUUCGAGAACGCCGUGGAGACCCGGCACAGUCUUGUAAAGACAAGAAACCGUUUUUGAGCUCCGCUGCUCCCUCAACCACUGAGAAGAAUCCCGAAUUCGAUGUUCCGGACUCAUCUGAAAGCAACUUUGGCCGUUACAAAUGGGAUGGUCACUGGACGAAGACCGACGAGGAUGGUUGCGAUCACUGUAGGGACGAGAUACGUAAGGUGUCCAGGAUUGUCAUGGUCGACCAGCUGUGGAUGUGGAUCUUGGACAAGCGGACGAUCAUCACCAGUUUCCCGAAAAGAUACGGCGCGAAUAAGUCAGAUCCCUCGGGGGUACACAAGUCGAUACGCACCCGUAUCAAGCACGCUCGCAAGAAUCAGAUUCGAUCUGUCUUUGAUGUGGCACUCAUCAUUCUCGAUGAGUGCUCGAACACGUUCUUUGACAGAACAAAAACACCAGAUCGACACCCGCAGGUCAUGGACAUAUUCGCAGAGUCCAUCGGCACUCUGCAAAACAAACAAACAGUAUCUUUCCAGCAUCUAUGGCACUGGACUGAGCAAGCCUCCAAGGUUUACCACUCCAAGUCAGCAUUUGAGGACACAUCCCACCUCCACGUUCCGCUUCUCAACAUCAAUCCUGAGGGCAAGCUGCAGCGAGAGAUAAAAGACAUCAUCGAUGAGCUAGACAUCAUGAUACAUGUCAAUGGGAAACAAAGGGAAGUCAUCAAACGGUUCGUGAAGCACGUUGAAAACAUAUACGACCCGAGUGGUAAGUGGCGGGACGAGACACUCAGCCCGGAUGGCAAUCGGGACUACUUUCGUUCCCGGUCAAUGUCGCGAGGCGGCGAAGAGAUCAGAUCUACGGAAGAGGCUAGGAAACAAGAGGAGCGCGAGAAGGAUGAGUUUACCUGGUUCCGCAAACAAGCAUACGAUCUCAUAUCGGAUGUGGACGACCGAAUGAACGAGCUCGAAAGCCUGCGCAAAAGCGCUGAGACUACAUCGCAAGGCAUCAAAGACCUUCUUGACCUGAAACAGCAGCAGGCUAGCAUUCUACAGGCAUGGCAGUCAGUCAGGCAAGCAGACGAAAGCGUUCGCCAAGGAAGAUCCGUCAUGAUCUUUACGAUUGUUACCAUCAUAUUUCUACCACUAUCAUUCAUGUCGAGUGUGUUCGGCAUGAACAAUAGAGACAUUGGCGACACCAAUAUGUCGUUUGGAGACCAGGCGCUUUGGAUGUUCCCAAUAUCCGCCAGUGUGAUUUUCAUCUCCAUUGUAUUCGCCUUUUGGACGUACCCGCGCACGCUGUUCUGGUCUGCAUACAAACUGUCAGAGACAUGGAUUCUUGUCACUUUCGGCUUCUAUACACUCUAUCUCAAGAUUGGAGAGUGGAAGAAAGACUGGACGACAAGCGAUAAGAUGUUGAAAAGACUUGAAAAGAAGGUGGAGGGCAUGAGGAGCCAAGUUAAAGACCGACGUCGUGCCGAGCGCGAGAGGGCAGAUGCCGAAGUGUUGCAAAAAGGAGCAGGAGACGGCAAAGUCAAAGAUCAACGUCGCACUGAGCACGAGAGGGUAAAUGCCGAAGUGUGGAGGAAGAGCGAAGGAGACGGCAAAGUCUGA
Molecule: messenger RNA, 3693 nt
Organism: Colletotrichum scovillei
Lineage: Eukaryota; Fungi; Ascomycota; Sordariomycetes; Glomerellales; Glomerellaceae
Exons: 10
Coding region: 1-3693 (1230 amino acids)
Biological process (GO): metal ion transport; transmembrane transport
Cellular component (GO): membrane
Molecular function (GO): metal ion transmembrane transporter activity
Source: RefSeq, a predicted model, not a curated record